Molecule: messenger RNA, 363 nt
Organism: Fusarium proliferatum ET1
Lineage: Eukaryota; Fungi; Ascomycota; Sordariomycetes; Hypocreales; Nectriaceae
Exons: 3
Coding region: 1-363 (120 amino acids)
Source: RefSeq, a predicted model, not a curated record
AUGCCUAAGGUGCAAGUCCUUGCGGUAUGCGGCUAUGUAGCUGCAAGUCUAAAGGCUGACCAAUUAAAAAUGCAUUAUCAUCGGGAAGAACAAACAUGGGCCCCUGUUGGGGCGUUUCAAAACCAACCAGCCGUCCUCAGGCCCGCGUGUGAGCCCUCUGAGUCUAAGCGGCCAUUGACUGGACUGCUCCAAGAUGCCGUGGGGGAGCCUGGUCGCCAAGACUUAGCCAGGCGUCCACUACCUGGCACACCGGUGCGCGUUAGUCAGUCGUUGGUGGGGGAUCCUGACUCUAGUCUACCCGUUCGUCGUGCUGUCAGAUGCAGAUGGCACAGUGGGAAGAGCAACUGGGGCCUGGGCUGUUGA